ACCCUCCUCGGGCAGCUCCAGGCCCGGCGCUUCUGCCCCGCUGGCAGGCUGGUUGUGUGUAGGCUGACCCCACCUUAGGGUCGACUUCCCGUUAGUGGCACAGUCUUCAACUUCGAAUGUGCGUGAAUUAUUAAAAUACUUUAGAUAAAGCUCGUUUUAAACUGCAGUAACGGGAAAGUUGUAAAAAGAAGGGGUCUUUUGUAAAUGAAAAGCAACUGAAACGUGGAAAGUAGGAAAAAAACAAUGUGUAAGAGAGGUGACAUAAUUGGAGGAAAGCGGCUCAGUUUAUCGCACCUGCCAUGACAGUGCUGCCUUACAAGCGCUUGCCCAGUAGGCGACACUAAGGCCUCACUGACCGUGAUGUUCAUUAGCUCAUAAAAUACUUUUAAAAUGUAUUUCUGAUUGCACCUCAAGAUCACCUCAGACGUAGAUGUUAAUCCUGUUUUACAGAAAUAAAGAAACUGGAGACUCGGAAUAAGUGACUUAUCCAAAGGCCUGCUGCCAUUAGAUAGGGAGCCCAGGUCUCAGACUCAGAUUUUCCUGAUUACAAAUUCAGGACAUUUGCACAGUUCCACGUUGCUUCCCUAGAUUAAGGCGGAUUGUGUUGAACAGUAUGCUAGGAGUGUAGGGAAGUUUACUUGUGGAAGUUUUAUAAAGUUACCCCAGGUGCUUCUUGGUAGGAAGUUAAAUCAUAACCUUUUGACCUAGCCUUAUUUUUGGGAAGAGCACCCAAGGAAAUAAUCUAAAAGUGGACAGAAGGAACAUAAUUUAUAAAAGAUUUUUAGAGCCUUGCUCUAAAAAUUAUUGAAAUUGUUGAAAACCACCCAAAUGUUCCACAAAUGGGAAAUAGUUGAAAUUAAUGUUAGUAUAACGUUUAGGCAAGUCAUGUCCCCUUAUUGGGCUUCUGUUUCCUAAUUGGUAGAUUCUUUCCCCAGAGGACCACUUUAAGGUUUUAAUUCAAAUGUCGCCGGCUCAGUGAGACCUUCCUUGACUACCCUUAUGUUGCGACUUUCCACAACAUACCUCUCUCUCCUGUUUUUUUUUCUUAGCACCUAACACCUUAUGAUAAAUUUUACUUAAUUGAUUUUUCAAUAGAAUGUAAGCCCCAGAAAGACAGAUUUUUGUCUUUUGUUCACAACUAUAUCCCUAGCGCCUAGAAUAGUAGUUGUCUAAUAAACAUUUAAAUGGGUGAAUUCUCUUAUCUUCCUAACUAUGAUUUUUAUGAGGUAUGUAGGCUAUAUGAAUAUGUGGAAAUGGUUGCCAAAAAAAGCAGAAGAAAUGGUUUAUACUUGGUGAUUACAACUUUAACGAAAGGUUAAAGAGAAAAUGAUGCAAAUAGCAGGGAAGUUUCUGUGUUUUUGAAUGCAUCCGAUCGCCUCAGAUGAGAGCUGCCCCCAGGCCAGCACCAGUCGCUCAGCCACCAGUAGUAGCCCCACCGUCUGCAGUUGGCUCACCUGCUGCUGCACCCCGGCAGCCAGGUCUCAUGGCCCAGAUGGCAACCACUGCUGCCGGCGUGGCUGUGGGCUCUGCUGUCGGGCACACGCUGGGCCAUGCCAUCACUGGAGGCUUCAGUGGAGGAAGUAAUGCUGAGCCCUCAAGGCCUGACAUCACUUACCAGGAGCCUCAGGGAGCCCAGCCAGCAUACGAGCAGCAGCAGCAGCAGCAGUUUGGCCCCUGCCACUAUGAAAUGAAACAGUUUUUGGAGUGUGCCCAGAACCAGAGUGACCUCAAGCUUUGUGAGGGUUUCAGCGAGGUGCUGAAGCAAUGCAGAUUUGCAAAUGGAUUAGCGUAAUCAAGAAGUUCAAAUCGAAGAAAUGGAAAGUUGGCUGUCAUGACCAAGUUAAUUUAGCAUAAAACUAUAAUUGAUAAUGAGAGUGUAAAGUGCACAAGCACCAGUUAAACCUCUUCUCCAUCAUUAAUAGCUUCCUUGCUUCAGAAUCACCAUGGAAGAGGGUAUUCUUAUUGUAUUGAGAUGAUGUCAAGUUUGAGGCUGGGCAGAUGUUUGCGUGGCCUCCUUAAACUAGCUGUUGUAAUGUUACUGUUUAUGAAUUAA
Molecule: messenger RNA, 2053 nt
Organism: Trichechus manatus latirostris (Florida manatee)
Lineage: Eukaryota; Metazoa; Chordata; Mammalia; Sirenia; Trichechidae
Gene: CHCHD2
Product: coiled-coil-helix-coiled-coil-helix domain containing 2
Exons: 4
Coding region: 1382-1792 (136 amino acids)
Biological process (GO): mitochondrion organization; positive regulation of transcription by RNA polymerase II
Cellular component (GO): nucleus; mitochondrion
Molecular function (GO): sequence-specific DNA binding
Source: RefSeq, a predicted model, not a curated record